Messenger RNA from Ipomoea nil (Japanese morning glory), 873 nucleotides. Its product is annotated as ubiquitin-conjugating enzyme E2 20-like. The transcript is spliced from 4 exons. The coding region runs from base 114 to 662 and encodes 182 amino acids. NCBI's taxonomy places the organism in Eukaryota, Viridiplantae, Streptophyta, Magnoliopsida, Solanales, Convolvulaceae. The record is from RefSeq and is a predicted model, not a curated record.
GACCACUGCGCAGAACCCAUGAUUACCCUUCCUCACGCGAUCACGCUCCCAGUCCCCAGACUCUCUCUAAUCAAGUCAACCUGUUAUCAUAAGAAAGCAAAACAGGGAGAGAAAUGGCGGCUGCGAAUACGAUGAACAACGGGCAAGGCAACAACGCUAGCAGCCUUCCGGCGAUGCCACCGACGAGGCAGACGGUGCCGUCUGCUAAGUCCGUCGACACCCAAUCCGUUCUCAAAAGGCUGCAAUCUGAACUGAUGGCCCUGAUGAUGAGUGGUGAUUCAGGAAUAUCAGCUUUCCCUGAAGAAGACAACAUAUUUUGCUGGAAAGGGACGAUCACGGGUAGCAAAGACACGGUGUUUGAAGGAACAGAAUACAGGCUUUCUCUGGCCUUUCCAAAUGAGUAUCCAUUCAAACCGCCCAAGGUUAAGUUCGAGACAGGUUGUUUUCAUCCCAACGUUGAUGUGUAUGGGAACAUAUGCUUGGACAUCCUUCAGGACAAAUGGUCAUCUGCUUAUGAUGUGAGGACUAUACUGCUCUCUAUUCAAAGUUUGCUUGGAGAACCAAACACAAGCUCGCCUCUAAACACUCAGGCAGCAUCGCUGUGGGGCAAUCAACAAGAAUACAGAAAGAUGGUUGAGAAGCUAUACAAACCAGCUGUGUAGAUUUUAGCAUCUUGAAGCUCAUUGGUGCCGCAAAGAGAUGUUUGUCGAGGAGGGGGUCACAAUCCUGUGGAGCUUUCCUUCUAUUUUUUUUUAUUGUUUAAUUUUUGGUCUGAAGAGUAAGGAAAAUACAUGUAUGCAAGGAUAAUGAAUUGAGGGUGUUUCCAAAGGCAAUGCAAUUUACAUAAAAACCGCAAAAUACAAUUUUUGGUUA